UUAUUGUAUUGCACUACAGAGGGGGUGGUUUAGUAACCAGUGUGGCGCGUUCUUAGGGCUCCUAUUUAGGGAACAGGGAGUUGUUUGGACUCGAACCAACCUGGAGGAACUUCUUACACGCACGCAGAGACGGACGGAGCGUGUGGAAAUAACCGUGUCAGUUUUUCUCUGGAAUACAACCGCGGCGUUAUUUGUGUACAGAGAAGAGUCUUAAACGACCCAAAUCACUCACGAACACGUUAGCAACCUCGACGGCACUCGGAUUAAACAGGACGGAAGAACAACAAAAAACAACACCAAGAUGAAUCUGAAGUGAAUCCGGCGAACGUCAUCGAUCCAACGGGAUUAACGUUAAGUUAGUAACCAGCCAGCCAGCCAGUUUACUCGCGUCUUUAACAGAGUUCCCUGCGGUUAAGAGGCGACUUAUCUGCUCGAAUGCGUCUUGUUUACGACUCGGUUGCCUUCUAACGCGGUUGAGGACUUUUUCCAUUUUGGCAAACAAACAAAAACAAACAAACAAACGCGAUGAAUUUACAGCGGCUAACAUUUGACCAGGCUAGCAGUAGAAGCUAGUUAGCCGGCUAGCAAACCGAUGUUAGCUGUGCUAACCGACACAUACACGCACUUUCCCACUACUUUAUCACAGCAUUUACACUUCCCUGGGCAGGCGAAUAACAUUACUUCCAGUAUCCUUUUUUCCCCCAAUUCUUUUUUUAAUAUCCAAACCUUUUCUUCACACCGAGGGAACUAGGUUUUGGUGAGUUGUUGUGGUUUUUUUUUUGUCGCUGGUGGAAAAUGGAUGCGGUAAUGGAGAAGGAGUGCAGUGCUUUAGGAGGGCUGUUCCAGUCCAUCAUGAACGACAUGAAGGCAAGUUACCCUGCCUGGGAGGACUUUGUUUCAAAAGGGGCCAAGUUACAGUCUCAACUAAGAACAACCAUCAUUGUCAUUGGCUCAUUUCUGGAUGCUUUCCAGAAGGUUGCUGAUAUUGCAACUGGAACACGUGGUGCAACAAAAGAAAUCGGCUCAGCGUUGACCAGAAUGUGCAUGAGACAUAGAAGCAUUGAGAAUAAACUCAAACUCUUCACUACCGCUUUCAUGGAUAACUUGAUCAGUCCACUGGAGCUGACGUUGGAGGAGUGGAAAAAAGUGGCCAGUCAGCUUGAUAAGGAUCACGCUAAAGAGUAUAAAAAGGCUCGAGCAGACAUCCGGAAGAAAUCAUCUGAUACAAUCAAACUGCAGAAGAAGGUAAAAAAAGGUAAAGACGAGGUGCGGAUGCAGUUGGACAGUGCCUUGCAGGAUGUUAACACUCGGUAUACUGAGUUAGAAGAGACAGAGAAGAGAGCUGCGUGUCGAGCACUCAUUGAGGAAAGAGGACGCUUCUGCUCUUUUGUUACAAUGCUAAAACCUGUUCUUGAUGAAGAGAUUAGUGUGCUUGGUGAAGUAACACAUUUACAGUCCAUUCUUGAAGACCUUUGUAACUUGACUGUAGAUCCCAGUGCUUUACCACCUGCUAGUGAACAGGUUAUUCUUGACCUAAAAGGUUCUGAAUACACCUACACAUUCCAGACCCCACCGGCAUCUCCCAGCAACACACUGUCGCGCAAAAGCAGCAUUAGCAGUAACUAUGCCUCAGUGCGCCAUGUACCCUCUCUGGAUUCUAUCUCCAGUGUUAUGGAUGGCCUGCAUUUGCAAAUGCAAGAAGUACGACAGGAGCAGAUUCACAAUGUCGCUGGCACAGAGAAUGGAACCUCUAGACCACCUCCACACCAAGUUUACAGUGGUUAUGGGGAACGAGCUAGAGCCCAGUCCACAUCAGGAAAGCCAAAGACCGCCAGAGAGCAACUAGCUCUGACCUUAGCAGGUACACUCAACUCUGAGACUCCUCACACUAGUCGUGACUCUCUGCACUGCUCCAGUGGAUACAGUACUCAGACAACAACCCCAUCCUGUUCUGAAGAUACAAUACCCUCACAACAUGCAGUAAAGAAAGAACCUCCUCUCUAUGACUAUGAUUAUAUAUCCCUCCAUGGAGGUGACGACACCCCCAGUCCAUCUGAUUUUGAUAAGUCCUGUACAAUUCCACGAAAUAGUGAGCUGAGCCUGAACUACCGUAAACUGUUCCAAAGCAAGAGACCAGCAUCCACCGUGAGCCUGCUGUCUGAGCCUGAGUCACUACUGCUACAUCAAACACACACGGCCACCAUCCGGCGUAAGCCAUCCAGCAAAGCCAACCUUCGCCGUGGCACCAUCAGUGGAGGAGUGCCCAUCCCCAUUUCCACACCGCAGGUGCCACUGAAGCCUGCUAAAUCCCAAGCAGGUUUGGCUCCAGGCCGUAGUGGAAGUGAGGAGGCAGUGUUCACACAAGUGCACCCUCAAGCUGCUCAACACCCCAGUACAGAUUUGGCACAUGUCAAGCUCUCACACUGUACCUCUACUCAAAAUACAAGUACGGUGCCAACCCCGUACUAUGCGAUGUUCCCUGGGCAGCCACCAGUAGGCAUCAUGGAACAGGUCACCCAGACUAGCAAGCAACAGCAAAGGCAGUUCCAACCCCACAGCGACAAUCAUCAACUGUACAACCAAAAACAACGGCAAUAUCACCAAGAGUACAACACAAAGGACCAUCCAAUACAAUAUCAACAACGCUGCAAUCAAGCACCACAGGAGCUGCAGUAUCAACAGUACAUUCAAGCACAACACCAGUACCCACAUCAUCACUACAAGCAACAGUAUCAGCAACAGGUGCAGCACAAACAAGCUCAGCAUACUCAGUUUCCCAAACAGCAUUCAAUCCAACAGCAUGAUCAAAAGCAGCAAAAUCAACAGAAUUGCCAUCUACCUCAACAGAAUGAUGCACUACAGUGCUGGUCAUCUGCUCCAGCUAAAGACAUUGCAAAUCAAUCAGAUGACAUGAAUGAUUCCAGACAGAUGGCGAGUGGUGGCAGUGAUAUGCUAAGCAUGAUCCGCAGGGGGGUCAAACUACGACGCACAAUCACCAAUGAUCGCUCAGCACCUCUCAUCACUACCAACUAUCUCAACUGAAGAUUAUUUUACAUGCUUUAGGCAUUUUUACCUUUAUUAUUAUUUUUUUACUUUUACUUCUCAAUUUUUUUUAAGCUUACCAUCAGGGUUAGACAGUCUGCCUUCCCAAAAAAAAUGUAUUUUAUUUGGCUGCUUAAUUAUAAUUAGGUCUUUUUGGCACUGGUGUGUCCAUGUGAAUGUCAGCUUUCAUAUACUCAACUUUACUAUAUUGUUUUUGACAAAUAUGAAACAAUACAGAUUCCAGUCUGUAUUUGUUCAGAGAAGAGAAUAUAUUUAGAUUGGAUUUGUUUGAUUUUAUUAGUUUGUGUACUUUUAUAGAGAUUUAUCUGAAGAAUUACAGCUCCACUGCCUUUAUCUGCCUGAAGUCUGGAUUUAUUCAGUGUCUGUGUGGAGUCCAGAUAUGCUGAUGAAGAAACUUCUGGAGAAUGUGGCCAUUCUUUCAUUGCUUAUAUUAAUCACUGUGGCUGUAUAAUCUGCUAGAUUUUGAAAUUUAGAUUUAGAAAUGUAUGAUCCAUUUUGACCAAAGCUUUGAAAACGUAGGCUGUUCUAAAAUACCUGGAUAUUUUCAGAGACUGGAUACAAAGUAGAAGCAAACAUUAUUGAAAUGUUAAUUUUAGUAAUUGCUGCUUUCUUGUUGGGUGAAACCUAUAGACUUUUUUGUGUCAUACUUGGAAUAGAUACUGAAUUCUGGAUUUAUCUUCUAAUUUUUAUUUAAACAAUUGUAUUUUUCCGUAAUGAUUUCUUUCACGUUCACCUCUUUAUUUUUUUGUAAACACUUCAGAAUAAUGCUAUUGUGUUCCAGGAUUAGUGACACUUAUAAAUUGUACACUGCCAACUGUUUGAGGUGAUUUUGUCUAAGCAAUAUACUGUAUGUGUCUACAUAUUCUGAAAACAGUCACUAUUGGUUAUUGUGUUUUUGUGUUUUUUUUUUUUAUUUUUUAUUUUUUUUUGCUGGUGACUGUUGAAAUGCCUUGUUUUUCAUCUAGUCUUUUAAAAUGAAAAAAAAAAAAAAAGUGUAAGAGAAGCUUGCAGUUUUAGUAGCACAAGCCACUCCUCUUGUGGCAUACAUAAGUGGUGAUCUGUUUGCUUAUAGCAGAACAAACUAUGAGGCUGAUAUUGUUGCAGUUUCCAAACACAUUUGAUGGGUUUAGACAUGCUCUAUUAUGCUGAAUGGAUCUUUUAUCUUAAAUAGUCUACCUAUAUAGUUGUGUGUUUUUGCUUUAUUUGUCCUUGGCAUUUGAGAUAAAAGCUGUGCCAUUGUAGUUUGGGCUUUCAUUUAAAGUUUUUGUUUUUGUUUAGCUCUAUAUCGAUGCUUUUGUCUAAGAAAUAGCUUAAAGAAAGAUGAUUUUUUUUUUUUUUUUUUUUGUUAUUUUCUGGUUGCAUGAUAUUUAUAGCUCUACUUGUUUAGCUGUCCUGUGUAAUAGAGAAAGCUAAUGCUGGUCAUGGGCUUUUGGACAGCAAGCACAUUGCCUUUGUUCUAACUUUAAAUCAUCAGCCAAUCUUUUCUUAAUCUAAGAAUUACAUUAAUGAGAACAUCUUGUGUAGUGUUAAAGCUGUGGAAGAAUCCUAUCCAAAGAGCAGCUAAUUUGAAUUCAUUAAAACAUCGUUUAAUUUUUGGAGAAAACUGUAGUUUUACUAGGUACUGUAUACAAACACGGAACAGAAUUAUUGUAAUAAAAGUCUGAUAUGCCAUA
Molecule: messenger RNA, 4736 nt
Organism: Tachysurus vachellii
Lineage: Eukaryota; Metazoa; Chordata; Actinopteri; Siluriformes; Bagridae
Gene: mtss1
Product: MTSS I-BAR domain containing 1
Exons: 15
Coding region: 796-3042 (748 amino acids)
Biological process (GO): cell projection assembly; plasma membrane organization
Cellular component (GO): cytoplasmic side of plasma membrane; actin cytoskeleton
Molecular function (GO): actin binding; phospholipid binding
Source: RefSeq, a predicted model, not a curated record